AUGGCCUCUGCGACGAAUCUAGAUCUACUCUCAACGCGCAAUCGUGGAGAAGUUCAUGUUGAGAAUAUCUCCCAAGAGGCAGCCGACAGGGUCAACCAUAUUGUUCAUCAUCUCCUCGCUAUAUAUGCCCUUGGUGCUACGCCCGGCGAGAUACAAAGGGCGUACGAUCUCAACGUUCGGUACCAACUACCAAUACAUGAAAAUGCACCCAAAAUCUCCGGAGAUAUGCGCGAUCCAGAUAUUUUCCAAACAUACACAGGAAUGCCGAAACACUAUAAAGACUACCUCAAAUUCUUCACCCACGAGGUAUGUGAGAAAGGGAUUGCAGCAACGUUGAAUGAGUAUUUAUUCAAAAAUGAUGAACGGGCAAAUGAUAUGUUAGCAAGGCUAUAUGAUGGCCUACUGCACUCGUUUAUUCACCUAGGAUACGGUGUUGAAUUUCAACAACCCCUAAUUGUAGUCGAAGCGCUGGCACAGGCUGCCAUAACAGAGAGAUGGCUAGAGGAUACAUGCGACCUCGUCACACAGCAUAAAUCAAGUCACAAAUACAGCGGGGAUCCAUCUGUUCUAUCUCUCUACUCCAAUCUUCACCAUGACCCCGUUAUCUACAGUGCUGUUCGCCCGAACGACCCGCCCAAUAAACUGCGAGAUGGCCUGAUUGCUCGAGCUAAACACGCAAUUAUCCCAUAUCUUGCCCAAUUCACUGUGCGACCUGAUCAACUAGAGAAGAAAGCCGCGGAACUAGCAAACUGUAGCCUCUACGUCGCUGCAUCGGCACAACGACCGGGCAAAAUCGAAAUGUUUGAUUUCUUUCUCAUGCAUUCAGUCAACGCAUCUAUUUGGCUAUCGGUGUUUCUCAAACAAGAAUGGAUCUCUGAUGAAUUAAAAUGCAAACUAGUGGAGCUCAAGGGCUGGUCCGACCUCGUCACUUACUCAGCCUGCAGGACGCCAGAACUGUACCCAGACCGAGCGCUACAGUAUCAACCGAAGCAGCCUGGUGAUUGGAGAAGCAUUUUUAGACGAGCUAGAUGCUACAAUGACGACGGACACGCGGCCAAGUUCAUUCGCUCCAUUCGAAACAUCGAACAGAUCUCCGAACGAUUUGCAGGUACCGCUGGUUUUCCACUACAACAGCAACAGUAUCUUACAAUUGCACAUAUGGUAAUGGACUCGGUGGAGAGAAUGAAUAGUCCCGACUAUAGCCUUCCGCCACAAGCUACCUUUGUUUUCGGGAUUAAUACAGAAGUAUUGCGUAUUAUGUUCCGGUGGGUCAGAUGGAAUGGUCUCGACGAGGCGUGGGAUCAUGUGCCUGAUAUCGGAAAGACCGCUAGAUUAUAA
Messenger RNA from Talaromyces rugulosus, 1338 nucleotides. RefSeq lists its product as uncharacterized. The record is from RefSeq and is a predicted model, not a curated record. Gene Ontology annotation, molecular function: oxidoreductase activity. Bases 1 to 1338 code for a protein of 445 amino acids. The transcript is spliced from 3 exons. NCBI's taxonomy places the organism in Eukaryota, Fungi, Ascomycota, Eurotiomycetes, Eurotiales, Trichocomaceae.